Molecule: messenger RNA, 2766 nt
Organism: Pestalotiopsis fici W106-1
Lineage: Eukaryota; Fungi; Ascomycota; Sordariomycetes; Amphisphaeriales; Sporocadaceae
Exons: 11
Coding region: 1-2766 (921 amino acids)
Molecular function (GO): catalytic activity
Source: RefSeq, a predicted model, not a curated record
AUGUCGAAUCCCUCAAUCGCACCAAAGGUGCUCGUUACAGGCACUACUGGUCUGAUUGGUACACCGAUUGCACUCGAGAUAGCAAACGCCGGCUUCCCGAUUCGCGGAACCUCUCGAUCCCAAGACCGGGCGGCAGCAUGGAGUGCAAAGUAUUAUCAUGUCAAGAUCGACUGGAUCAUUAUAAAAGACCAUGCGGCCAGCACACAUGAAACCUACAAGGAAGCCAUCAAGGGCUGCGGCGCUGUAGUUCACGUUGCGGGACCUUACACGUUGCAGCAUGCUAAAGGAGAGGAUAUCAUGAUACCCCAGACCCAAGGAGUCGAGGCUAUCCUUCACGCCUGUUCCAAAGAACUUAGUGUGAAGCGACUCGUUUACACCAGUACAGUCGCGGCGAUCAACAAUGACCCCCAUCUUGGCAUCGAUAUUAAAAAGGUCUACUCUGAGCAUGAUUGGAACCCUACCACCUGGGAGAAAGGCGCAAGCGCAACUGGUCAACACAUGGCAGUGACAAGUUACUGCUGCGGUAAAACACUUGCCGAGAAGAGGGCAUGGGAAUUCAUGUCAGAGGAGAAGCCCCAUUUCGAUCUGGUCGCGCUCUGCCCAGGCACCGUUUACGGUCGACCCAUGCAGGUCUUGAAUGGCGUCCAGGACUUGGACGCCGCACAUGCCAGAUUAUGGCACCAUAUAACACAUGCUUUGGAAGUGGUCCCUGGAGAUCCAAGUCCGGUCUUUACCAACAUUUUCGACUUGGCGGAAGCACAUCUCAAGGCUCUUACAUGGCCCAAGUGCUCAGGACAGCGAUACAUGAUUGUUUCGGGAAGCUAUUCCUACGCUCGAAUAUUCGCCCUCUUCCGCAACCUCUUUCCAGAACAGGCCCAAAGAUUCCCCGUCAUCCCCAACGAUGGUCUCCCUUUGGAACCGAGCUUUGUAAAUGACUGUUCAAAGGCCGAAAAGGAACUAGGAAUGCGAUGGCGGACACUGGAUGAGACCGUCUUGGAAGCUGGACGAGCCUUAUUAGAAGGCGGAAAGCUGUUGCAGCUGCGGGGAGAGCUAGGUACUCUGUACAAUGUAACUAUGGCUCUUUUCCAGAAAUGUUGCCAGUCCAAGCUUCGAAAAGAAGACGUACAUCGUCUUGCCGCAAGUCUUUCUGUGGAGAUCGAUAUAGACGAUGCGAAUGAUUAUCUUAUUCUCUUGCAAUCUUUAGAGUCUGUUUCGAAUCGUAUCAUAGAUGCACCAGAGUAUGUAGAGCCAGCGCUUCGAGCUCAGCCCGUCGUCGGGAACCGCAACUAUUGGAAGCCCGCCAGAGAGAACAAUCCUAUGAAUGCAUGGAGUCAUCGAUGUGAGCUAGAGUCGUCCCAGCCAUCCAACGACUUACUAAGAGGCCGCACCUUGGCGAUUAAGGACAACAUCUCGGUCGGUGGACUCCCGACUACCCUCGGCACAUUUGAUAAAGUCUUGUCUCCCGAUGGCUCCCCUCCGGCGAUAUCCCCGAUUGACGCGUCGGUGGUGUCCAGGAUUCUCUCGGCCGGUGGCGUUAUCAAGGGAUCGUCCACCUGCGAGAAUCACUGCGCGUCACCGCUGUCCUUUACGUCAGCCACCGGACCGGUUCACCACCCUCUUUUACAUGGAUACACAAGCGGUGGAAGCAGCAGUGGCUCGAGCGCACUCGUUGCCGCGUGUGAGCUCAUGCGGCGAGGCGCGGUUGUUAAUCUGGGAGAGGUCGCCGAACUCGCCAUUGGUAGCGACCAGGCUGGAUCCGUCAGAAUCCCGGCUUCAUUCACCGGUAUCUACGGGCUCAAACCGACAUUUGGACUUGUGCCGUACACCGGAGCUUCUUCCAUGUCGCCCAUGAUAGAUCACUUGGGACCUUUAGCGUCAAACCUGGAAGACCUUGCUACUCUAUUAAAGGUCAUGGCCGGGUAUGAUGGAUUAGACCCACGAACGACCCCGGAAAGUCCCUUGUUGGAGGAUGUGAAGGAUUACCCAAAGCUUCUCUCAGAUUUCCGAGAUGAGCUCGCAGAGGCAUCUGUCGGUAGCUCGAGGCGCAUGAAAGUCGGGUUCCUCGUUGAAUCAUUCCAAAUCCCAGGAUUGGCACCAAAUGUACGUGAUGCGGUAAGACUUGCAGCAGAACACUUCAGAGCUGCUGGAGCGGAUGUUACUGAUGUCUCAGUACCGCUUCAUCUGGACGGCCCAAUCAUUUGGGCUGCUGCCACUCGGCCGUCGAUGUCUGAUUUUCUCUGCCAGGGUAAGACUGGAGGCCAUCUGACGUUUCUUCCUCCUCAUAUACAGCCACAGUGGCCCCCAAAACAAGAGGCGUUUGAUUUGCUUUCUGCUUCUAACCCUGCUCUUGUUAAUAUCAUGCUCAGUGGGCAAUUUGCGCACAGUCAUUUUGGCACAUCGCUAGAGGCCAAGGCGCACCGCAUGGUAUUUGAGCUCCGGGCAGCAUACGAUGAAGCACUCAAGGAUGUGGACGUAUUGGUCACCCCCUGCGCCCCUACAGUUGCUGUGCCGCAUCCAGAGCCCGGAGAUCGAGGGCUGAGGAGGCUGAACAGUAUCAUUGGGGUCACCAACAACACAUGUCCUUUCAACAUAACUGGCCAUCCGGCUAUGAGUGUUCCCUGUGGAACUGCAUCUAACCCAGAGCACCCUGAUGUGCAAUUGCCCAUCGGGAUGCAAAUAGUUGGGAGAAGAUGGCAAGAUGAGACCGUAUUUAUGGCUGCGGCACUGUUCGAGCAAGGGGUUGAAGCAAGUAAUCAAGACAAAUAG